UACUAUAGUCAAUCUGGAGAAAGGUAGGGAGGUCCAGCGCGCAGUUACUCGUAAAAGGUUGUCUCUCACUCUCACUCAGUUAUUAUCGAACGCUCGCCGGUAAACGACUUCGACUAGGAUUUUGCUACAAUUCAGAAUGGUGCGCGACACGAACAUGGAAAAACUCCAAGAUGUUGCGAACAGGCUUCGCAUUCAUUCUAUCCAGGCUACCGAGGCAUCGAAAAGCGGACAUCCAACGUCAUGUUCUUCUAUGGCAGAAAUUAUGUCCGUCUUAUUCUUCCAUACGAUGCGCUACAAGGUAUCGGCUCCACGUGACCCAAGUAGCGAUAGAUUUAUACUGAGCAAAGGUCACGCGGCACCUAUUCUUUAUGCAGCAUGGGCUGAGGCUGGUCUUUUCCCAGCAAGUGAAUUGGUCAAUUUGAGAAAGAUUGAUAGCGACUUAGAAGGACAUCCUACUCCAAGACUGAACUUUGUAGAUGUGGGAACUGGUUCUUUGGGACAAGGUCUAUCGGUUGCCGCCGGUAUGGCUUAUGUAGGAAAGAAUUUUGAUAAAGCAAAUUAUCGUGUAUAUUGCCUAAUUGGUGAUGGAGAAGCAGCAGAAGGUUCAAUCUGGGAAGCACUUCACUUUUCAUCUUACUAUAAGUUAGACAAUCUUUGUGCAAUUUUUGAUAUUAAUCGUCUGGGUCAAAGUGAACCAACAUCUCUUCAGCACAAUAUGGAAGUUUACCGUAAAAGACUCGAAGCUUUCGGCUUUAAUGCUUUGGUUGUUGAUGGUCAUGAUGUGGAAGAAUUAGCCAAAGCCUUCCAUGAAGCUCAAAAUACAAAGGGACGUCCUUCUGCCAUUUUAGCAAAGACAUUUAAGGGUAAAUAUUUCCCUAACAUUGAAGAUUUAGAAAAUUGGCAUGGAAAGCCAUUGGGCAACAAAGCAAAUGAAGUGAUCCAACACUUAACUGGAAUGAUGAAAAAUUCUGGUCCUCUGGCAUUGCGUCCGCAAAAACCACUGGUUGAUGAUGCUCCAGUAGUAGACAUCAAUAACGUUAAAUUAGCAUCUCCUCCGAAUUACAAACUGGGAGAACAGGUUGCUACAAGAUUGGCUUAUGGUACUGCUUUAGCCAAGCUAGCAAAAAGCAACCCACGUGUCGUUGCUCUAGACGGGGACACGAAAAAUUCUACGUAUGCCGAAAAAAUCAAGACCGUUGAUCCGGCUAGGUUUAUCGAAGGUUUUAUUGCCGAGCAAAACGUUGUAGGAGUUGCAAUCGGCGCGGCAUGCAGAGAUAGAACUGUUGCAUUUGUAUCUGCAUUUGCUACUUUCUUCACUCGUGCCUUUGAUCAGAUUCGUAUGGGUGCUAUUUCGCAAACAAACGUUAAUUUUGUUGGUUCUCAUUGCGGUGUUUCAAUCGGAGAAGAUGGUCCGUCUCAGAUGGGUCUGGAAGAUGUAGCUAUGUUCCGCACAAUUCCUGGUUCCACUGUUUUUUACCCAAGCGAUGCUGUUUCAACGGAACGUGCCAUUGAAUUAGCAGCUAAUACAAAGGGUGUCUGUUUUGUACGUACCUCUCGUCCUGCCACAGCAAUUAUAUACAAAAACGAAGAGCCUUUUGCCGUUGGCAAGGGCAAAGUGGUUAGAUCUUCUGCGAAAGACCAAGUUCUUCUGGUUGGAGCUGGUGUCACUUUGUACGAAGCACUCAAGGCUGCUGACGAAUUGUCUAAAGUUGGAGUAAACGUGCGAGUGAUCGAUCCGUUUACGAUUAAACCACUUGAUGCUCAGUUGGUUGUAAAGAACGCCAAAGAAGUUGGAGGAAGAGUCGUUACCGUUGAAGAUCAUUACGCAGAAGGCGGUUUGGGAGACGCAGUUCUUUCGGCACUUGCUUUGGAAAGAAAUGUCGUCGUUAAAAAGCUAGCUGUUCCUGAAGUUCCACGUUCUGGUCCUCCGAAUGCGUUGUUGGAGAAAUAUGGAAUUAGUGCGAAUAAGAUCGUUGUUGCAGUUCAAGAAAUUCUGAAGUUGUAAUCAUAAGUAUUACAUUAAUUUAUCGGUAUCGUUUUGAGAAGAAACAAUUACACGCAGGACUGUCAGUACUGCCAUAUCGAAAUAUAUACAAGAGAACUCUGUAUCUUUAAAACAUAAGUACAAGUAAAAUCAGCGCAUUCCACGUUGUUUCUAUGCAUUUGGUGUGCGCAUAAAUAUUACACAUUUGAUUCAGGUUAAUGUUCAAAGGAUAAUGGAUGUUUGCGGGAACAAUUGUUCUUCUUUAUACAUGUAUAUACAGAUUUUAAACACGAGAAUAUUAUAAAUCUCAAAACUGUAUUAAAUUUUUGUACGUGAAAAUGUAAUUUUAUAUAAAAAUUU
Habropoda laboriosa is the source of this 2344-nucleotide messenger RNA. Its product is annotated as transketolase-like protein 2. NCBI's taxonomy places the organism in Eukaryota, Metazoa, Arthropoda, Insecta, Hymenoptera, Apidae. Bases 137 to 2005 code for a protein of 622 amino acids. The record is from RefSeq and is a predicted model, not a curated record. Gene Ontology annotation, molecular function: thiamine pyrophosphate binding; transketolase activity. The transcript has 8 exons.